Messenger RNA from Chondrus crispus (carragheen), 1116 nucleotides. RefSeq lists its product as hypothetical. The record is from RefSeq and is a predicted model, not a curated record. NCBI's taxonomy places the organism in Eukaryota, Rhodophyta, Florideophyceae, Gigartinales, Gigartinaceae. The transcript has a single exon. Bases 1 to 1116 code for a protein of 371 amino acids.
AUGGGCGUGUUUCUUUCUUACACAAGUACAGAAAGAUACCGUCAGAAGUUAAUUGCCGAAAGGGAGCGCUGCGGUCCUUGGCAGCACACUAAAUUCGAUGAAGUGAUAAUGCCGGUACUUCAAUUCGACAAUUGGGACAUAAAGCCAUUGCACGCCGUCAAGGUUGAUGGGAACUCUAUGCCAAAGGUGAAUGGGUCGCUACUACAGAGAGUGGUUCCAGGACAGAAAAGAAGACGGGAGAAUAUCGCCGAACACAGCACGAAACGCCCCCGACUGGAUUCUUGGAAGAGUGUGCGUGGGCUGGGAUGUCGUGAUGCCUUCAUUAAUAGAUUCUCUAGCGUAGAGAACACUAUGCUUGUAAAGCAGUUCUCCGACAUCGCAUUUGGUCUCACCGCUCUGUUCAGGGGUCAAUUGGUGGGCCGGAAAGAAUCAAACAACAGCGAAUAUAACAGUCAGACAAUUGCGGACAUGACCUUCGGUGUGCAUGGUGCUCCUUUGAAUUUUCGCACCCUACUCCUUUCUGCUUUUAAACCACACGGAGGGAAAGACCCCUCGGAUGAGUCUCUGUACGAUGAACAGGUUGUUUAUGUCGAAAUCAGUCGUGACAGCGCAGCUGAUAUUAUUACUGUGCGCAGAUUCAUUAACCUUGUUAAGGAGCAAAUUCGUCCAGGACACCCUGGUCGUCCUAGAUACGUUGUUCUGGCAGGUGAUCAGCCCUCUUACAAAAUGUUCUGCAAUUUGUGGCUGGACUCCUGGCGGGAAAGCCGACAGGGAGGUGAGGGCGUGGGGGGUGCAGCUCAUACAUCUUCGAACUGCAACCUGCCGCUCCAUGAAUGGUUCAUUCCCUUUUCUGGUUUCUUUCACGCAGAAAAACAGAUUAUGUAUUCGUUGAGCAAGGAGAUGGUGGACGGUCUCGGUCUGGAAGAGUUAGCGGCGUGCGCGGGACUAUCGCCAUCUCAUGUGUCCAAUAUUCUAACUCAUUCCCAUGCACGAAACAACAGAGCCGUACUAUUCAAUCUGGCUUGUGCGAUCAUUAUUCGUCUCAUCGAUAUGGCAGUGGCAGAGGAUGCGUCUGUGCGAGAAAAGGUUAUCAAUUUGCACAGCAUAUCUUCCUAA